Molecule: messenger RNA, 4378 nt
Organism: Sander lucioperca (pikeperch)
Lineage: Eukaryota; Metazoa; Chordata; Actinopteri; Perciformes; Percidae
Gene: sfmbt1
Product: Scm like with four mbt domains 1
Exons: 22
Coding region: 260-2857 (865 amino acids)
Biological process (GO): regulation of DNA-templated transcription
Cellular component (GO): nucleus
Molecular function (GO): transcription corepressor activity; histone binding
Source: RefSeq, a predicted model, not a curated record
GCGAGACGCUGCCAGAGCGACGCCGGAAGUAUCGCGAUUUAAUCCUCAACACAAAAAGAACCACUGUUGCAUGGGCGGCGGUUGUAACUUCCGCUCUUACAACCAUUUUAUUUUGAAACGUGUAACCGGGGCUCUCGGUUUUUAUUCGCGUUGGUUUGUCAUUGCUGCGAGCGAGCAGGCGGAGAGGAACUGCAUCUAAAAACCGACUUGGAAAAACUACUUAGCGAGCUCCUAGUCUCGGCCUUGAGAGGGCACCAGCAUGAGUCAGGAGUCUGACAGAGACUCUGCUCAGGAUGCGUCUGACUUUAACUGGGAUGAAUACCUGGAGGAGAAUGGAGCCGUGUCCGUGCCCCAUCAGGCCUUCAAACAUGUGGACCAGGGCCUACAGACAGGACUGACUCCAGGCAUGAAGCUGGAGGUGUGUGUGCGCUCAGAGGCUGGCAGUCCAUACUGGGUAGCCAACAUCAUCACCACAUGUGGCCAGCUGCUGCUGCUACGCUAUGAGGGAUACCAGGAUGACCGGCGUGCCGACUUCUGGUGUGACCUAAUGACGGCAGACCUCCACCCGCUGGGCUGGAGCCGCCAGCAUGGGAAGACAAUGAGGGCCCCCGAGGGUGUGCGUGAGAAGCACCAGGACUGGGAGGCUCUGUUGGAAAAGGCCCUGGCUGAGGAGUGCAGCGCGCCCGCCAACCUGCUGGAAUUGCCCCAGCGUGGCAGAGACCCAGUGGAGCUCCUGUGUGCAGGCUGCUACGUGGAGCUCCAGGACAGCGUUGACCUGGGGCUUGCCUGGGCUGCUGAGGUAGAGGAGAACGUCGGAGGAAGGCUGAAGCUGCGCCUGGUAGGCACCGAGGGCCUCCCAGACACGCCCGCAACCCUUUGGCUCUUUUACCUCCACCCACGCCUCCACCCACCCGGCUGGGCCAAAGAGCACGGCUGCACCCUCAGGCCUCCAUUGGACCUGUUGGCCCUGCGGACAGAGGGAGAGUGGGAGGAGGUGAGACAGAGGAUCAGUGACCUGCCCCAGGAUGAAGCUCUGACUGCAGAGUUCAGUAAGGAUCAGCCUGCCAUUGCUGCUCAUUGUUUCAAGGAAGGAAUGAAACUGGAGGCUGUUGAGCCUGGUGCUCCUAUUUCCAUCAGGCCUGCCACUGUCACCAAGGUGUUCAACGAGCAGUACUUCCUUGUGAAGAUGGACGACCUUUGUGGUAUUGAGGAGGGUGCUGGGAGGUCCUUUCUGUGUCACAGAGACAGUCCAGGAAUCUUCCCUACUCAGUGGAGCCUCAAAAAUGGACUCUCUCUCAGCCCCCCACCAGGAUACCAGGGUCCAGACUUUGACUGGGCGGAUUACCUGAAACAGUGCGAGGCUGAGGCAGCUCCUCAACAUUGCUUCCCAACUGAGCAGUGUGACCACAGCUUCAAAGAGGCCAUGAAACUGGAGGCUGUUAACCUGCUGUCACCUGAGAACAUUCACGUGGCAACUGUCACCAGGGUCAAAGGGCAAUACAUUUGGCUCAGCCUGGAAGAUGGAGAACCUAAAAGACUGAAGCAGCCCAUGCCAGAGCUGAUAGUUCAUGUGGACUCCCUCGACAUCUUCCCUGUCAGCUGGUGUGAGACAAACGGCUAUCCACUCGUCUACCCCAUCAAACCCUCAGUUGAAAAGGAGAGGAAGAUUGCUGUGGUGCAGCCUGAGAAACACCGAAUUCCACCUAAGUCAUCGUCACCUGACACUGUCAAGCAGCAGAUGGCCAACCAGUCAGAGACAGGGCAAGGGAAUGGGAAAUACUGCUGUCCCAAGAUCUACUUCAACCACCGCUGUUUCUCUGGGCCUUACCUUAACAAAGGACGCAUUGCAGAGCUUCCUCAGUUCAUUGGCCCUGGAAACUGUGUCCUCGUGCUCAAAGAGGUAUUGACUUUGCUAAUCAACUCGGCAUACAAGCCCAGUCGUGUGCUGAGAGAGCUGCAGCUGGACCAGGAGAGCCGCUGGCAAGGCCAUGGAGAGACGCUCAAAGCCAAGUACAAGGGAAAGAGUUACCGGGCCACUGUGGAAAUAGUCCGCACUGCAGACCGUGUGGCAGACUUCUGCAGGAAAACCUGCAUCAAGCUAGAGUGCUGCCCGAACCUGUUUGGACCUCGCAUGGUUCUGGAGCGCUGCUCCGAGAACUGCUCCGUCCUCACAAAGACCAAAUACACAUAUUACUAUGGAAAGAAGAAGAGUAAACGUGUUGGCCGUCCACCCGGGGGCCACUCCAACCUGGAAGGUGGAGUGAAGAGAAGAGGGAGGAGGAGGAAGAGAAGGAAACAGCUGUUUGUACAUAAGAAGAGACGCUCCUCAGCCUCAGUGGACAACACCCCUGCUGGGUCUCCACAGGGCAGUGGAGAGGAAGAAGAUCUGGAUGAAGAUGACUCCCUGAGUGACUCUGGGUCUGAGCUGCAGGAAGAUCUCCAGGAUGAUUCUGAACAAUCGAUUGGGAAGUCUCAGCCCACCACGCCGUCCCCCUCCCCACCAGCAACACCCAGGCCCACACGCCGGCGCCGGAAACCCCACUCACCCUCAUUCUCUGAUGAUGAGAACCGCCCUCCUUCACCAAAGACGUCAAAGGUUGAGCCUCCUCCGAAGCUGUGUUUGGACACCAGUCCGCUAGAGUGGAGCGUUACUGAUGUGGUUCGCUUCAUCAAGACCACUGACUGUGCACCUCUUGCACGGAUUUUCUUGGAUCAGGAGAUUGAUGGACAGGCACUGCUGCUGCUGAACCUCCCAACAGUGCAGGAGUGCAUGGACCUGAAGCUGGGACCGGCCAUCAAGCUGUGUCACCACAUUGAGAGGGUCAAGCUGGCAUUUUAUCAGCAGUUUGCUACGUAGCUGACGGGGAAUGAACAUGGACAUGACUACAUACUGUUCUGUGUAUUAAUUCUGUGAAAAACACUCUUUAUUUCCCAAUUUUGACUUUUCCAGCACUGGACAUCCUUUAGAAUCCUGCAUAUACCACGUUGUGUUAAGACAAAACCGUGGACAUGAAUCAUGUGAACGAAGAAACGCAGGUGCUCUUUAGGAAAGACACACACACUUCUUAACGUAUGUGUCUUCAGAAUGUCUCAGAUUCUUCUCUUUUAUUUCCUCUGCUACAACUCCAUUGGUCUGUUGUUUUCAUUCAUGAUUUCCAGCCUCCCCUGCUGUCUCUUAAAGGGAAUACCACUGAAUCACAGCUUUUACUUGUCAUACACAGCCCUAGAAUAUUUGGUAUCUGCUCGUCAACAUUUGCUAUUAACUGGUGGAGUCAGAAAUUAGGUGGUCUUGCCUCGAAUGUGGUGAUUUCACACUGAAGUCUAAUUACAUUGAAAAGAUGUUCAAAAAUGUUGGUCCAAAUAAGGCUAAAUGCAGUAUGUAUAUCGGCCCACUUACAUUGAAGCAUUUAAAAACACUGUUUUUUCGACAAAAUCCAUUUCACUGCAAUAGCGUCAAGCUGCAACUUGGAGCCUUCGUGUUAUGCUUUCUAGUUUUUAGAGACUCACUUAUAAAAUAACUGUUUGCAUACAGAUAAAACUACAAGUUGCAUCGAAUGAAUACAGUUUGCAAGUUUUUUGAAAGCCAGAGGUAAUAUUAAACUAGAUAUACUGAUAGAUUCAAAAGAACAGUCAGUGUGUUGUUACAAGGUAAGGAAUUUGAUUUUAAUGUGAACACCGGACAUGUAUACUGUACUGUAUUACUUUGCAAAUGUUACCCAGCUGAGUUAAGAUACAAUCUGCUCAACAACAAAUGUAAAGGGGACCUUCAUCUCAAGAGAUCAAAUUGCUUUUUGGUUCAAGCUUCUACAGUACGUAAGAGCAGUUUACAUUGUAAGGACUCUAAUGCAAGCACAAGCAAAACCAUGUACUGUAUGGUGGUAUGCAAAUAUGAUAGUGCAUGUUUGUAUAUAGUGUAUAUAAUAUAUUCUAGUGCAACAGGGUGAUUAGAAAGAAAAACAUAUUGAGCAAUUCACUUUUUGCGUAAGCAAUGUAUAAAUCCCCUAAAUAUACAGUGUAUUUGCACAGAAUACGCCUACAUUUUCUCAUAUGGGGUAUAUGGUUAAAACAGUUGAUUAUUUGAGCCAUUUCAUAUCAUUGAAUAGUCAUUAACAGUUACCUUAAUGAUACAUGGCAGUUUUAAAGUGGGAAGAUAUUCUCAAAAUGCUUUUGUAAAUCGUUUUUCCUCUUUUUACCAAUUAUAGUGUGAUUAACUGUAAUGUGCUUUCUUUUUGUGUGAGAAAAACCUCCGUAGGUUCUUGGUUUACCAAUUUGCUUGUAGUUUCAGCUGUACUCAAAUCAAUGGAGCAGCUUUUUACUAACAUUUGAAGAUUAUAACUGCUAUUUAAAGAGAAGACUGCAAUUAAAAACAAUGAACGAC